Cricetulus griseus (Chinese hamster) is the source of this 220-nucleotide messenger RNA. The record is from RefSeq and is a predicted model, not a curated record. Lineage: Eukaryota; Metazoa; Chordata; Mammalia; Rodentia; Cricetidae.
AUCUACCGUGGGCGCACUGCUGGCCUCCAAGCUGGGAUGGAAAUUCUAUGAUGCUGAUGAUUACCACUCUGAAGAGAAUCGGAUGAAGAUGGGAAAAGGGAUACCUCUGACUGACCAGGAUUCCAUGGCUCUGCAGCUUGCACAACAUUUUACUAAGGUAAGAAGUCAUCUGGCCUGGUAUAAUCCAGUAAAUUAAAAAAAAAAAAAAAAAAAAAAAAAA